AAAUUAGUAACCCUUUGCUUUGCUUUGCAUGCCUCUAUAUAAACUCAUCAAUCACAUAUCUCUUACCUUUAAAAAUUAAAACCCACAAUGGUUUCUUUCAUCUUUUCUCUCUUACCUCUAUUCUUCUUUAUCAUGUUCCUCAUUUACAAAACAUGGAAUCAAGCAAAACACUACACUAAAAUACCCUCGGGCCGAAUGGGCCUCCCUUGGAUCGGAGAAACGAUUGGUUUUUACCGAGCUCAACGUUCAAAUCAACUGUUUGAAAACUUUUUCCAGCCGAGAAUCAACAAGCAUGGGAAAAUCUUUAAAACAAAGCUGAUGGGAUCGCCCACAGUGGUGGUAAACGGGGCUGCAGCGAAUAAGUUCUUCAUGUCGAACGAGUUUAAACUGGUGAUAAGCUCAUGGCCCACUUCAUCUGUAGAGUUGAUGGGUAAGAAUUCCAUCAUGGAGAAACAAGGAGACUCACACCGUUGCCUUCGUGGUAUCAUCGCUUCCACGCUUUCACCAACUGGGCUGCCAACAAUGGUGCCAAGAAUGUGUAGAUUGAUUCGGAAACACCUGAUGAAAAACUGGGGACAACGCGAUGAAAUGAUUAGUCUACAUCGGUCUACAAAAGUACUUACUUUUGCCAUUGUUCUUGAAUGCUUGUUUGGGAUCAGGAUUGAUGCGGAUACAAUGUUUGGAGUGUUUGAGAAUGUUUUAGAAGGUGUUAUGGCUGCUCCGAUUAAUCUCCCCGGGACAAAGUUCUCGAGUGCUAAGAAAGCAAGAGCCAAGAUACAAAAGGCGUUGGUCGAUGAGGUACAAAAGAAGAAGGAAGCAAUGGAAGCUGGCGGCAGAGAUGAAGACGACGCGAUGCUGCUUUCUAAUUUGGUGGCUGCUUUGAUCAGAGGUGAAGUUACAGAAGAUGAAGUUGUUGAUAAUAUAGUUUUGUUAGUUUUCGCCGCUCAUGAUACAACUUCUUACGCGAUCACGAUGAUGUUUAAGAUGCUUGCUAACCACCCUGACUGCUACACUCUUCUUCUUAAAGAACAUGAAGACAUUGCGAUAACCAAAAGACGAGAAGAAGAUUUGACGCUUGAAGAUGUGAAGAAAAUGGAGUACACGUGGCAAGUGGCUCGCGAGACAAUGCGAUUGUGCCCUCCGAUAUUCGGGUCGUUUAGAAAAGCUACAGCUGAUAUUGAAUUUGAAGGGUUUAUUAUUCCUAAAGGGUGGAAGGUGCUUUGGACUGCAUAUGGAACACAUUAUAAUGAAGAAUAUUUUCCGGAUCCAAUGAGUUUUAACCCAAGUAGGUUUGCGGAUCCGGUUCAAGCUUAUGCUUUUAUACCAUUUGGUGGCGGGCCACGGCUCUGCGCAGGGUAUCAGCUAGCAAAGCUUAAUAUUCUUGUAUUUAUGCAUUAUGUCGUUACACGAUAUGACUGGUCGUUAGUGUACCCUGAUGAGCCAGUAGUCAUGGACCCGCUCCCGUUUCCUUCUAAAGGCAUGCCUAUAAAAAUUUCUCCUAAACACGGUUACUAAUUCCAUCUAUAGUGUUUAUUCGUCACAAGUCACCGAUCACAGAUCGAGCACGCUGCUGCCUGCUGAUCAUGAGGCUAGGCAGAAUAUGUUAUCAAAGCAUGUAGGCUGAUAGAGAACAUGUGCUUUCUAACUACUUUUCAGAGUUUUAUUCUCUCAUCUCUUUAUAUAUAAGCAUAGAUUUGGAAUUUUAUCGUUCACAGAUUUGUUCUUUAAUUCCCAUAUAUACUUUCCACAUGUAUGUAUGCAUUAAU
Messenger RNA from Helianthus annuus (common sunflower), 1766 nucleotides. Its product is annotated as taxadiene 5-alpha hydroxylase. The record is from RefSeq and is a predicted model, not a curated record. Gene Ontology annotation, biological process: sterol metabolic process. The coding region runs from base 88 to 1515 and encodes 475 amino acids. The transcript has 2 exons. Gene Ontology annotation, molecular function: oxidoreductase activity, acting on paired donors, with incorporation or reduction of molecular oxygen; monooxygenase activity; heme binding. Lineage: Eukaryota; Viridiplantae; Streptophyta; Magnoliopsida; Asterales; Asteraceae.